Messenger RNA from Trifolium pratense (red clover), 1750 nucleotides. RefSeq lists its product as uncharacterized. The record is from RefSeq and is a predicted model, not a curated record. Gene Ontology annotation, biological process: intracellular transport. The transcript is spliced from 9 exons. Bases 136 to 1455 code for a protein of 439 amino acids. Lineage: Eukaryota; Viridiplantae; Streptophyta; Magnoliopsida; Fabales; Fabaceae.
GAAGUACCCUUUUUUAUUUUAUUUUAUUUUUUAGAAAAAAGAGGCUUUUCUUUUCCCAUUCAAUUUUUAUUUUUGUCCUUCAUAAUUUCAUCGAGUGCUAGCUUCUGCAUCUGCGAAUAAUUCUCAGAAAAAUCGAUGAUGAGAGGUUCGAAGCGUUUGGCUGUAUCGGAACCAAACCAGGCUAAUAACAACGAAACGACAUUUCAGAAUAAAAGAAUAAUGGAAGGAUCUCUCUUUGAUGUCCAUAGGGCUGAACCAUCCCAACAACUGAUGGGGGAAACACCCCAAUUGGAUAUGAAACAAGCAGAGUCAUCCCAGCAGCAUGUGAGAGCUUUAAAUACCCAGUUUGCAAGCUGGGUUCAAACACAAUUGAAGAAUCAUCCUGAUGAGCUUUGGGAAGAUGGUGUCAGGGAUUACUUAGAUCAUGCUACAAGCAUUAUGGAAAAAUUUAGCGAUGUUGUCAACUGGCUCAAAGCAAAUGCCACAAAGGCAGAAAAUUCUACUCCUGGUGCUUUUGCUGGGAAAAAGUUUGUGUCUGAAGUAACAAACAAAGAAAAUAAAAUUUUUGGAGAAAAAACUGGAUCUCCUCCUGUUAGUACUGCUACGAAUUUUGCUACCAAGACAGAAAAUUCUACUUCCGGUGCCGGUGCUUUUUUUGCUGGGAAUAAGUUUAUGCCUGUAGUAACAAACAAUGAAAAUAAAAUUUUUGGAGAAAAAACUGGAUCUCCUCCUGUUAGUACUGCUACGAAUUUUGCUACCAAGACAGAAAAUUCUACUGCCGGUGCCGGUGCUUUUUUUGCUGGGAAUAAGUUUUCGCCUGAAGUAACAAACAAAGAAAAUAAAACUGGAUCUCCUCUUGCUAGUAGUGCUGCAAAUUUUGCUAGUCCGUGGACCCCUGGGAUAUUUUCAAACAAUCAAAACCCUUUUACAUUUGGAGGGAACAACACUUCAGGAAAUCAAAGUUCAGCCCCCUCCAACUCCAAUCACAACGCUUCAGAUGAUGUGGAUGCUGAAAACGAGGAAGAGCAGCCCAGCAGCCCAUCAGUGAAGAAGUCAGAAGAGAAAGGUGUAGUAGUUGUGCAUGAAGUGAAGUGCAAGCUUUAUGUGAAGUCAACUGACCCAACAGAUAAGGACGUAUGGAAAGAUAAAGGAAUGGGACAUCUGUCCAUUAAAUGCAAAGAGGGGGUCGCCAAGGCUUCCAAAGAGUCCAAACCUACAAUUAUUGUUCGAAAUGAGGUAGGAAAAAUUCUUCUCAAUGCCUUGUUGUAUCAUGGAAUCAAGACAAAUCCACAGAAGAAUUCUCUUGUUGCGAUAUUUCAUACUUCGGGUAAUGCUGAUGGUAAUGGUGGAGAUAAUGAUAGUGUUGUUGCACGUACAUUUUUGAUUCGGAUGAAAACAGAAGAUGAUCGAAAUAAACUGGCUUCAACUAUUCAAGAAUAUGCUCCGGCAUCUUGAGAGUACAAGCACGUGAACGAGAGUUAUGAUUAUUGUGCCAUCCCUGGGCCAUCAAAAGUUACAGAGUACUAUAUCCACCUUCAAUUUUUUCCCUUUCACAAAAUUUGAAAUUUUCUUUAUAAAGUGUCAAUUUUUGAGAUUCAGUUUAGAGGGUGCCGCUUAUGUACCAUCUAAAAUCCCUUAGAUCAAUGCAAUUGUUGUUUAGGUGUGAAUGUGAUACACGAGAACAGAUCCUUUCUGGUGGGUUUUACACCGGAGAGUGUUGAGUUGAUAUCUUCACCUUUCGUUUCUCCUU